Physella acuta is the source of this 1972-nucleotide messenger RNA. RefSeq names its product CXXC-type zinc finger protein 1. Gene Ontology annotation, biological process: positive regulation of DNA-templated transcription. Gene Ontology annotation, cellular component: Set1C/COMPASS complex. NCBI's taxonomy places the organism in Eukaryota, Metazoa, Mollusca, Gastropoda, Physidae. The record is from RefSeq and is a predicted model, not a curated record. Gene Ontology annotation, molecular function: zinc ion binding; DNA binding.
GUACAGUACAGUGUACAGUCGUCAUUCAGCAAGUACAGUGUAAUGGUAGUGUACUACAGCAGCAAGUAGGCGGAUUCAUUGCAUAGAAUUUUUCCAACAUCGCUGACUCAACAAUCAACAUGUUAAUAGCUUGAUAAGCAUCUAAUAAUUUACUACUGAAGUUUAAAUUUAAAAAAAAAAAAACAACUAUGGAUCCAGGCAGUGACGCUGGAGAAACUCUGUAUUGCAUCUGUCGAUCAUCAGACUGUGAACGCUUUAUGAUUGGAUGUGAUCAUUGUGAAGAAUGGUAUCAUGGAGACUGUAUUGGUGUAACACAGCUUGAUGCAAGAUCCAUCAAGCGAUAUUACUGUGAUGCAUGUAGAGCACGCAACCCAAGUUUAGAAAUACAGUACAAAAAUAAAAAGAAAGAGCGGCAAACUUUGAGUGAGUCUAGUGAACAGGAUAAAUUUGACAAGAAUCAGAAAGAGUACAGAACAAAGCUUAGAGAAAAUAUGAUUGUGAAGAGUAGAAUGACACGAAGAUGUGGUGACUGUAGUGCAUGUGACAGGGUUGAAGAUUGUGGAAGAUGCGAUUAUUGUAAGGACAUGAAAAAGUUUGGUGGAACAAACAAACUUCGCCAGAAAUGUCGACUUAGACAGUGCACAAGUUAUGUGAGUAAGCCUAAAGAAAUGGGUUUAACAUCAGCAGAUAAAUUGCCACAUACAAGUGAUGCAGCAUCAGAAAAGGCAGCUACAGAUUUGUCUGAUUUUGAAGAUGAUUUUGAUGAAGAGGAAGCCUAUGAAAAUAUUAAAGUAGUUCCUAAGAAAAGGGAGAGAAGGACAAGUUCAUCAGAUGUUUCUCCUAGGAAAAAAAAGGAUAAAAAGAAAAUAAAACACAAAUUUAAGAAAUCACCAGAAAAGCCUCCAAAAUAUCGCCAGAAGUCAAGUUCCAGACGCAGGGUAGAGGUUGAUGAUGCUCUGGAGACUGAUGAUGAUGCACCUAGGCAGUGUUAUGGUCCUGGGUGUGUUGAGCCUGCUAAAACUGGGUCAAAAUACUGUUCAGAUGAGUGUGGGAUGAAACUAGCUAAAAGUCGGAUCUAUGAAAUACUACCAUCUCGGAUUCAACAAUGGCAGAGUAGUCCGUGUGUGGGGGAGGAGAACAACAAGAAAGUACUAGAAAUGCUGCGGCAAGAAACUUUAGAAGCUAGGAUGAAGUUGAGGCAACUUGAUUUGAAAAUUCAAGAGCUAGAUGCUUUGGUAGAAAGAGGGAAGCGUUUAGCAGUGAUAGCUGAGCAGGAUGGAUUGGAGCAAGAAGAAGAUACUGAACUUAGCAUUUAUUGUGUAACUUGUGGAACAGAAUUGAAUCAGAAAGGUGCUUUGAGACAUAUGGAAAAAUGCUAUUUAAAGUUUGAAGCUCAAACAUCGUUUUGGUCACUCUACAAAACUAGAAUUGAAGGAAACUCUAUGUUUUGUGAUUUUUAUAACCCUCAGCAGAAAAUGUAUUGUAAACGGCUAAAAGUGCUUUGUCCAGAGCAUACCAAAGAACCAAAAGUUAGCCCUGAUGCAAUUUGUGGAUGCCCUAUUGCCACAGACUUGUUUUCUGAAGGAGAAAAUUUAUGCAGAGCACCUAAAAAGAAGUGUGUAAAACACUUUUGCUGGGAAAAACUGCGCAGAGCAGAAAUAGACAUGCAUAGACUAAGACAGUGGAUGAAACUAGAUGACCUUUUUGAACAAGAACGAAACAUCAGAAUGGCAAUGUCUAACAGGAUGGGAGUAUUAGGGCUCAUGUUGCACCAGACAGUUGACCAUGAUCCAAUGACUCCAAUGAAAUCAAGUGCAUCCUAGAAAAUAACUUUGCUGUGCUUGUUGUUUGACUUAGAUACUGUAACAUUGUUUUAUAGAACGCAUUUGAUGACUUAAAACAGCUUAUCUUGUUAUAAGCAGAUGUCGGUAGUAAUGUAACUUUAUAAGAAAUAAAUAAAUACCUAAUUCAA